AUGAGUGAAGUAAGUUCUGAGUUGAGAGGUUUUUUGGAGAGUGUUCCUAGGACAAUUAGAAGUUUGGAAGAGAAGAGGGCCUUUCUGGAAGACCAAAAAGGACAUUAUUUGGAGGUUAGAGACAAAGUUGUGUCUCAUGGUGGUGAUUCAGGUGAUAGUUCAGAUGGUACUGCUUCUGGUGGUAUGGUUUUUGGAGAGGUUAUAAUUGGGGAGAGCAAGCUUUUUCUGAAUAUUGGGUAUGAGUACUACGUUGAAAAAAGUCGAGAAGAGAUCUUGAUAUUCUUGGAUGAGAAGUUAAAGUUGAUGGAGGAGGCUAUGGUUCAGUUUGACGGCAAGAUUGCUGAGUCAAAACAGACUUUGAGCAAUUUGGAGCUGUUUGUGAAGAGUUCUGAAGGGAUGGGCGGUGAGAAUUCUGAAGAGAUGGAUUACAGCGAUGGAUUCCAACCGAUGGAAAUCAGAGAAGAAUUAGACGAGGAUGGGAAUGUCAUCAGUAGUUCUGUAACACCUACUAAUAAGAAUGGUAGUUCUGGUUUAGAUUUGGAUGGAGAAACAGGAUCAGGAACAACAGAGGCAGAAGCAGAAGCAGAAGAAGCAGCAAAAACAGAAGUGAUCUCAGAGUCAGGCCCGUCAUUUGAAGAUACUUUAAGAGGGAAGUUGACUAAGGAAGUGAAUGAAGUUCCCAACAUUGAUGCAGAUAAUCAAGAUAAUAUGGACAGAAAACAAUCCAAAUUUAACCAAAAUAUGGAUUCUAGUGAUAUGUACACCUUUGCUGACCUUGUUGAACAGAUGGAUGAACAGGACGAGUUGGAUAAUGGUGUGGUGAAUAGUGACGAUAUAACUUAUGAUUAUGAUGCAUUUGAAAACGAAAAGUACUAUUACUCUGACGAUGAAGAUGAAGAUGACGACGACGACGAUCUUGAUAAUACCACCGGAUACUCUAUGAUUCCUGGGUUUGCAGCACAAUCCUCCUUUAUGGCACAAAUCAAUAAACUAAGAGCUGAAAAUGCUUCAAUAGAGCCUGAGAAGUCUGAACAAGAAGCACAGGAAGCAUCAAAAACUCAAGAAAGCAAAGCCAAGUCGAUUCUAAAAUCAGGAAAGAAAGGCAAGAAAAAAGCAAAGAAGUCAGUUGGGUUUGCCGCAUCUCUGGACAUACAUGAAGUUGAAAACAUGAAAGAAGAGACAAAAAAGAAUACACAUAACUUUCCAAGAUACCAAGGUGCUAUGUCUGGAGCAGACUUUGAAGAUAAUGAGCCAUUGACAAAGGAAGAGUUCGAUAGUGAGUUGUUUGCAAAGAUGAUAGGUGUAUUAGGCCCAGAUGAAAUACAUGACAAAUAUCUAAAUGAGAUUGCAGAAGAAUAUAAAAAAGAAGAAGAGGAGGCACAAGCAAAGAGAAAGAACAGGGUAUCCAGAUUUAAAUUGGGCAGGAAAUCAGUCCAUAAAGAUGAUUUGGCUAAGGAAGAUGUCAUCGAGAAGGGAAUAAGUGCAGUAAAUGACAUUGUUGAAAAGGAACCAGAUUCCAAGUUAAAUGUAGACAAUAAGAUUGUUACAGGUAAAAAGAAGUUAUCUUCUUUCAGAUCAAGAAAUAUUAAUAAAAGCAAGAAUAUUAUGCCAGAUAUUGUUGAAAAAGAAAAUAUUAUAACUGAAAUAAAAGAGAAUGAGGGGUCUAUAAUCUCUGAUAUUGUGGAUAAGGAGUUUCCAGCCGUUUCUGAUAUAGUUGAGCGAGAAGAACCUGUUUCUGAUAUAGUUGAGAAAGAGAUUCCUGUCGUAUCAGAUAUAGUUGAGAAAGAGGUUCCUGUCGUAUCAGAUAUUAUAGAGAAGGAUGUAUCACUAACGAUCUCUGACGGAGCCAUCAAGAAAGAACCCAGACAAUUUGGUAAUAAAAAAGACAAGAGACGAAAUGCUGGCAGUAAAACAGAAAACCAAUCAUAUGCUGAAACCAUCCUUGAAACAGCAGGAGUUCCAAAAGUUCAUGGUAACAAAACUGAGAAAACUAAAAACACCAAUCCAAAUAAAUACUUAUCCAAGAGUAUGAAUUCGUUGAGCAAGCCAAGAGUCAAAUCUAACAAGCCAGUUCUUUCAAAAGAAAUCAAAGAAUACCUAAAAAACUCUGAUGAUAUAGAAGAUCCCAAAGAACAGUCAGAAAUCGAACAACACGACAAUUCAAAGUCUUUCCCAAAGGAAAUUGCAGAUGCAAUUAAAGAUACAGAGAAAAAAGACAUUAAAAUACCAUCCGUUGACUUUUCUGCAUUGUCAGAAGAUAUGAAUGCAAUGGCUAAAGCAUACUCCUUGGGUCUUUAUGAUGAUGAUCUAGAAGAUGAUCCAGGAAUGUUAGUAGAAAAACUCGAGGACUUCAAAGAAUACAACGACCAAGUAAAUGAACUAAAAGAAGAAAUAGAAAACUUCAGAAUCGAUAACCCUAUGAAAUAUGAAAACGAUAACGAAUCUGAAAGUGAUUCAAAUGAAAUAAUGACUGAAAUUGUAGAAAACAAUAUCCCAGAUAACUACAACGAAACAAACGACGAAAUAAUUAAUGAUUACGGCCUAAACCAAGAUAAACUAAAUGAAUCUGUAGCAAUGGAAUAUCACCGUGUUAAAAGUUAUAUGACUUCUAAAUUAUCAGAUAUGUCAAUUGAUUACAGUGACGAAAGCAAAGGUAUCGAGCCAAUCGAUGAACUUGGUAACCCAAUCAAGCAGAGCAGAUUCAAAUCAAAUAGGCUAAGCUUAAACCAAAAAUAG
Molecule: messenger RNA, 2736 nt
Organism: Vanderwaltozyma polyspora DSM 70294
Lineage: Eukaryota; Fungi; Ascomycota; Saccharomycetes; Saccharomycetales; Saccharomycetaceae
Gene: BUD27
Product: prefoldin-like protein
Exons: 1
Coding region: 1-2736 (911 amino acids)
Biological process (GO): protein folding; regulation of DNA-templated transcription
Cellular component (GO): cytoplasm; prefoldin complex
Source: RefSeq, a predicted model, not a curated record